Molecule: messenger RNA, 1211 nt
Organism: Rana temporaria (common frog)
Lineage: Eukaryota; Metazoa; Chordata; Amphibia; Anura; Ranidae
Exons: 5
Coding region: 2-919 (305 amino acids)
Source: RefSeq, a predicted model, not a curated record
UAUGUCAGAUAGUGCGGACUCAGAUGUGCAGCAGAACAAGCGAACCAAGAGACAGAAAUCAAGGGGACCCAUAUAUACCAAAGAGGAGAAUGCUGCAUUGGUUGCUGCAGUAUCAAAAGAAAAAGUGACACUCUUCUGCCAAUCCGUGCCAGCAUCUGAGAAGUCAGCAGCCUGGGAACGAGUCCGGGACUCCGUGAAUGCGGUCUCCAAGUUUCACAGGCCCACCAAUGGCGUCAGACACAGGUUCUAUGAUUGUCGGGCAACGGUUACAAAGAAGAUGCAGAGGCUUCGACUAGGACAAAACCGAGGAAAGCCUAUCAAGUUGCGAGAGUGGGAGGCGGAGCUAAGAGAUGUCCUUCUGGCAGAGGAUGUCCCUGGAUUCAGCAGCAGGGGUCAAAAUCAUAGAGCUGGUGAUCAAGAAACAUCAUCCUUGGAAGGAUCAGCUCCAACUCCAAGUACAUCCUAUCAACAACAUUCUGGUGAAAGCUGCAUUCAAGACCCUCCAGCAUCGGCUUCUGGCAGGACCAUUGCUCCUCCUCAGGAUCAGCAAUACCACCCUGAGAGGAGAGUACAGUGCAGCCCGCACUCUCCUGUUCUUCUUUUGGAGAGGCUGGAGAUUCAGCCAGAGAUUACCCCUAUCAUUCCCCAGACUCCUGAUUUCUCCCCCGGCCCAGAGGAGGAGCACAGAGGACAAGGUUCAUUCAUUCAGCCACCCCAUGCCCUGAUGCCACCUACUGCUGUACCGCCUUUCCCAACUGUGCAGGAGAUCAUUCUGAGGGAGCUUAUAGAAUUAAGGUGUGACAACCGAAAACUACAACGAAAGGUCAAAAGGCUUACCCGGCUUACCCAUCAGUUGAGCAGGCAGCAAACUGAGAGUUUUGAAAUAAUUUUGGCCCGGGCAAGCCAACAACACAAUUAGGCAUUGGACAGAGUAUAUUUUGUUUACUUGAAGAUAUUUCCAGACACAUUGCUCCAAUGCCUGGGAGCUACGAUGAACAUAUAACCAACAAAGACGUUUUGAAAAAUGAAGGCUAGACCUUCCUCUGCCCAUCUCAUCGCAAAUUAUUAUGCAGAAUCGAUCUUUUUACUGUUCCUUGAUUUUGGUAGAAACGUUUUCUUAUGCUGCCAAGUUACACCUACCCAGCAUGUGUGUUUGUAAUUUCUAUGAAAAUAUUUUUUUUUUUGUGAAUAUAAAACUAUUUUUGGUCUAA